GCAGGAUAGUUUAAAGGCGCCGGGCCUGAGGGAGCAGAAAACUAGGGGUGUUGGCCAGCGCUGGGUGGAUGCCGGUUGUAGCCGCUGGCAGCGCCCCCUCCUGCCACUCACACACUCCAACCCCGGCGAAUGGAGAAGUCACUCGGGCCAAAGGACUGUGGGCUAUCAGACCUCUUGCCCAGUCUGAAACAACCAAUGGAGGCUCCUCUGCAAACCGGAAUGGUGUUGGGCGUCAUGAUCGGGGCCGGAUUGGCCGUGCUGGUCACCGCCGUACUCAUCCUCCUGGUGGUGCGGAGACUGCGGGUGCAGAAAACUCCAGCCCCAGAGGGCCCCCGGUAUCGGUUCCGGAAGCGGGACAAAGUGCUUUUCUAUGGCCGGAAGAUUAUGCGGAAGGUGUCACAGUCUACUUCCUCCCUGGUGGAUGCAUCAGUCUCCACCACUUCCCGACCCCGCAUCAAGAAGAAACUCAAGAUGCUUAACAUUGCAAAGAAGAUCUUGCGGAUCCAGAAGGAGACCCCGACCCUACAGCGGAAGGAACCCCCGCCCUCGGUUCUGGAGGCUGACCUCACAGAGGGUGACCUAGCCAAUUCCCACCUACCCUCUGAGGUGCUGUACAUGUUGAAGAACGUUCGGGUGCUGGGUCACUUUGAGAAACCACUCUUCUUGGAGCUCUGUCGGCACAUGGUCUUCCAGCGUCUGGGACAGGGUGACUACGUUUUCCGGCCAGGCCAACCAGAUGCCAGCAUCUACGUGGUUCAGGAUGGGCUGCUGGAGCUCUGCCUGCCAGGGCCUGACGGGAAGGAAUGUGUGGUGAAGGAAGUGGUCCCUGGAGACAGUGUCAACAGCCUUCUGAGCAUCCUGGAUGUCAUCACUGGUCACCAGCAUCCUCAGAGGACCGUAUCUGCUCGGGCUGCCCGGGAUUCCACAGUGCUGCGACUUCCAGUGGAAGCCUUUUCAGCUGUCUUCACUAAGUACCCUGAGAGCUUGGUGCGGGUGGUGCAGAUCAUCAUGGUAAGGCUGCAGAGAGUCACCUUUCUGGCACUUCACAACUACCUGGGUUUGACCAAUGAACUCUUCAGCCAUGAGAUCCAGCCGCUUCGCCUGUUCCCCAGCCCUGGCCUUCCAACCCGUACCAGUCCUGUGCGUGGGUCUAAGCGCAUGGUCAGUACCUCGGCUACUGAGGAGGCCACAAGGGAGACCUCCGGGCGUCCACCUGACCCCACUGGAGCCCCUCUGCCUGGACCUGCAGGGGAUCCUGUGAAGCCUACGUCCCUAGACACUCCAUCAGCCCCUCUGCUGAGCCGUUGCAUCUCCAUGCCAGUGGACAUCUCAGGCUUGCAAGGUGGGCCCCGUUCAGACUUUGACAUGGCCUAUGAACGGGGUCGGAUCUCUGUGUCCCUGCAAGAAGAGGCCUCCGGGGGACCCCAGACAGCCCCUGCUCGGACACCCACUCAGGAGCCACGGGAACAGCCAGCAGGUGCGUGUGAAUAUAGUUACUGUGAAGACGAGUCGGCCACAGGUGGCUGUCCUUUCGGGCCCUACCAAGGCCGCCAGACCAGCAGCAUCUUUGAGGCCGCAAAGCGAGAGCUGGCUAAGCUGAUGCGGAUUGAGGACCCCUCUCUCCUGAACAGCAGAGUCCUGCUGCAUCACGCCAAAGCUGGCACCAUCAUCGCCCGCCAGGGGGACCAGGAUGUGAGCUUGCACUUCGUUCUCUGGGGCUGCCUGCACGUUUACCAGCGCAUGAUCGACAAGGCGGAGGAAGUGUGCCUCUUCGUGGCGCAGCCUGGGGAGCUGGUGGGGCAGCUGGCAGUACUCACCGGGGAACCCCUCAUCUUCACACUACGUGCCCAGAGGGACUGCACCUUCCUGAGGAUCUCCAAAUCCGACUUCUACGAGAUCAUGCGUGCACAGCCCAGUGUGGUGCUGAGCGCGGCGCACACAGUGGCCGCCAGGAUGUCGCCCUUCGUGCGCCAGAUGGACUUUGCCAUAGACUGGACAGCUGUGGAGGCCGGUCGUGCACUUUACAGGCAGGGUGACCGCUCUGACUGCACCUACAUCGUGCUCAAUGGGCGGCUCCGCAGUGUCAUCCAACGAGGCAGUGGCAAGAAGGAGCUAGUGGGAGAGUAUGGCCGUGGGGACCUCAUCGGUGUGGUGGAGGCGCUCACCCGGCAGCCCCGAGCCACCACGGUGCACGCGGUGCGCGACACGGAGCUGGCCAAACUCCCGGAGGGCACCUUAGGCCACAUCAAACGUCGGUACCCACAGGUCGUAACUCGACUCAUCCACCUGCUGAGCCAGAAAAUUCUAGGCAAUCUGCAGCAGCUGCAGGGACCCUUCCCAGCAGGCUCUGGACUCAGUGUCCCGCAACACUCAGAACUCACCAACCCAGCCAGCAACCUGUCCACUGUGGCCAUCCUCCCCGUGUGUGCCGAGGUCCCCAUGAUGGCCUUCACCCUGGAACUGCAGCAUGCUCUGCAAGCCAUUGGUCCCACACUCCUCCUGAACAGUGACAUCAUCCGGGCGCGCCUGGGGGCCUCUGUGUUAGAUAGCAUCCAAGAGUUCCGGCUAUCAGGGUGGCUGGCCCAGCAGGAAGAUGCACAUCGCAUAGUCCUCUACCAAACAGAUACCUCGCUGACACCCUGGACCGUGCGCUGCCUGCGCCAGGCCGACUGCAUCCUCAUUGUGGGCCUGGGUGACCAGGAACCCACAGUUGGCCAGCUGGAGCAGAUGCUGGAGAACACGGCCGUGCGAGCCCUAAAGCAGCUGGUCUUACUACACCGAGAGGAAGGCCCGGGCCCCACACGCACCGUAGAGUGGCUCAACAUGCGCAGUUGGUGCUCAGGGCACCUGCAUCUACGCUGUCCUCGCCGCCUUUUUUCCCGCCGCAGCCCUGCUAAACUGCACGAGCUAUAUGAAAAGGUUUUCUCCAGGCGUGCCGACCGGCACAGCGACUUUUCACGGUUGGCUCGAGUCCUCACAGGAAACACUAUUGCCUUGGUGCUGGGUGGGGGCGGAGCCAGAGGCUGCUCACAUAUUGGGGUGCUGAAGGCAUUAGAAGAGGCAGGGGUACCAGUCGACCUUGUGGGUGGCACAUCUAUCGGCUCCUUCAUCGGGGCCCUGUAUGCAGAGGAACGCAGCGCCAGCAGAACGAAACAGCGGGCCCGGGAAUGGGCCAAGGGUAUGACUUCUGUCCUGGAGCCUGUAUUGGACCUCACAUACCCAGUCACCUCCAUGUUCACGGGCUCAGCCUUUAACCGCAGUAUCCACCGUGUUUUCCAGGAUAAACAGAUCGAGGACCUAUGGCUGCCUUACUUCAACGUCACCACAGACAUUACUGCUUCAGCCAUGCGUGUCCAUAAAGAUGGCUCACUGUGGCGCUAUGUGCGUGCCAGCAUGACGCUCUCUGGCUACCUGCCCCCGCUGUGCGACCCGAAGGAUGGGCACCUGCUCAUGGACGGCGGCUACAUCAACAACCUGCCAGCGGACAUCGCCCGAAGCAUGGGUGCCAAAACUGUCAUCGCCAUUGAUGUGGGGAGCCAGGAUGAAACAGACCUCAGCACCUAUGGGGACAGCCUGUCUGGUUGGUGGCUGCUGUGGAAACGGCUAAACCCAUGGGCAGAUAAAGUGAAGGUCCCAGACAUGGCUGAGAUCCAGUCUCGCCUGGCUUAUGUGUCCUGUGUGCGGCAGCUGGAGGUGGUCAAGUCCAGCUCCUACUGCGAGUACCUGCGCCCACCCAUCGACUGCUUCAAGACCAUGGACUUUGGAAAGUUCGAUCAGAUCUAUGAUGUGGGAUACCAGUAUGGGAAGGCUGUGUUUGGAGGCUGGACCCGUGGUGAAGUCAUUGAGAAAAUGCUCACAGACCGGAGGUCUACAGACCUUAAUGAGAGCCGCCGUGCAGACAUACUGGCUUUCCCAAGCUCUGGUUUCACUGACUUGGCGGAGAUUGUGUCCCGGAUUGAGCCCCCCACGAGCUACGUCUCUGAUGGCUGUGCUGAUGGGGAGGAGUCAGAUUGUUUGACAGAGUACGAGGAAGAUGCAGGACCAGAGUGCUCAAGGGAUGAAGGGGGCUCCCCGGAGGGUGCCAGCCCCAGCACCACCUCAGAAGUGUGUGUGGUCUGUCCCCACAGGAGGAAGAGAAGUCAGUGCUCCGGCAACGACGCUUUCUGCCUCAGGAGCCCCCCAGUUCAGUGGCAGAUGCCUGAGGACCUCAACGGGGGACCCCGUCCCUGGACUAGGUUUCAGAUGGGCCUGUGGGGGAGCUCGAACCUGUUCACCUGCUGCUAUAACUGUGACACUUCCUGGGCCCUGCCCCCUUAGCCCUGAAGCCCACUCACUGGACUGGCUUGCUCUAUCCCUGAGGGGAGGGCAGAACUGCACUGAUAACCUUGGACCAACUAUGUCACCCCAUCCCCCAGUAAACUAUGACCUCUUGGAAGCA
Molecule: messenger RNA, 4438 nt
Organism: Nannospalax galili (Upper Galilee mountains blind mole rat)
Lineage: Eukaryota; Metazoa; Chordata; Mammalia; Rodentia; Spalacidae
Gene: Pnpla6
Product: patatin like phospholipase domain containing 6
Exons: 35
Coding region: 130-4317 (1395 amino acids)
Biological process (GO): phosphatidylcholine metabolic process
Cellular component (GO): endoplasmic reticulum
Molecular function (GO): phosphatidylcholine lysophospholipase A1 activity
Source: RefSeq, a predicted model, not a curated record